AAACGGAGGAUGUCUUCCGGGGAUCCUCCAUCUGGGCUUCAAGCCAGCGGUAGCAACAGUUCUGCUGCCCUGGGCCUGAGUCCCCCUUCCGCGCCCUCUGGCAAGAGCGCCGCAACUCCUCCGAAGGUUGCUACAGAUGAUGCUUCCGUUGAGCUCAGUAGCAUGAAAUCGGAGCGCAGUCCGGCCAAGUCCAUUCCGUUGGGUGAAGAUAUAAUGCAGGUAGCUCGAAUUGGGGAGGUUUCGGUUAUGCAGAAGCUGUUUGACGAGAAAAAGUUCACUGCGAACUACUCCGACGAAGAAGGGAUUACUCCGUUACAUUGGGCUGCGAUUAACAACCAAUAUGCGAUGUGCAAGUUCCUUAUAGACUCUGGAGCUGAUGUGAACGCGAAAGGAGGAGAGUCAGUUGCGACACCCGCGAUGUGGGCAGCUCAGCGGUGCCACUAUUAUAUCGUGCAUCUGCUACUCCAAUACGGCGCCGACCCUCUUCUUACUGAUGUCCAAGGCUACAAUAUUCUCCAUCUCGCGACGAUCGACGGGAACGCAUUUCUGCUUGUCUUGCUCCUUCACCAAGAGAUACCGGUAGACGUGGUUGAUCAACAGGGACAUACGGGGCUGAUGUGGGCGGCUUAUAAGGGAUAUCCGGCGUGCGUUGACCUGUUUCUACGUUGGGGCGCGAACCCGAACGCAGUGGAUGAUGGCGGAUUAGCGCCCCUUCACUGGGCUCUUGUCAAAGGAUCAUUGCCGUGUGUCCUAAAAAUCCUCGAGUAUGGUGCGGAUCGCUUCGCGACAACGACUGACGGGAAAACGCCGGCUCUCGUUGCGCAGGAGAUGAACACGAGGCAUGUUUGGUACCGUGCUCUGAGCGAGUGUGGCUAUGAUGCGGAUGGGAACAGAAAGGUCCUUCCUAUGGGCUUGGGCCCGUAUGUGCGGGACAAAGCCAUUAUGUCCAAAUUCUUCUUUUUUUGGCCAUUCCUCCUUCUUUUUGUGGUUCUGUGGAUUCUCAGCAACAUGGUCGUAUAUUUCGCAAUUCCUGUCGCCGCAGUGGCAGUGUUCGGACUACAGUGGGUAGCCAAGAAGGCUGCCAGUCAAGGCCCUUCAGAAUUCAGAAUCAUACAGAAAACGCCGUUUCUGGCUGGUGUUUUUGCCGGCUCAUUGUUUUGGGUGUUCGUCAGAUAUGUGCUUUAUGUGUUGCCAGCGACAUAUUCCACGAAUCCCUUCCUGAACCUAGGAUUUGUGGUAUUUUUCUCCCUGACGACGUACUUCUACUUCUAUUCCAUGGUCGCAGAUCCUGGGUAUGUGCCAAAACUUGGCAGCAGGAAUGAACAGCGAGCAGUGAUUGGCCAGCUGUUUGAGGAGUGGAAGUUUGAUGAGGAGAAUUUCUGCGUAUACUGCAUGAUUCGAAGGCCUCUGCGUAGUAAACAUUGCAGGCGCUGCUCGCGGUGCGUUGCAAAGCAUGAUCAUCACUGCCCCUGGAUUGAUAACUGCGUGGGUGUCAAUAACUUGCGGCAGUUUGUUCUGUACAUUCUCUGCUUGGAAAUUGGUAUUAUUUUGUUCCUGCAUUUGACUUUCAACUAUAUUAAUGGAUUGCCCGCCCCGGCGGAGCCAAUCUGCAAUAUUCUGAAUGACCAGAUCUGCAGCUUUGUGCUUCGAGACACCUUUACGCUUCUCCUUGAUGUUUGGAUAGCUAUUCAGCUGGUCUGGGUGACUAUGCUCGGCGUCGUUCAGCUCGUUCAGGUGUCUCGGAAUCAGACGACGUACGAAAACAUGCGAGGACACUCGUUGGAUCGAGGCCAUUCCAGCACACGAGCUUUUGCUUCUGCCGUCACAGCAGGUACUACGUCCCUCGACGCGGCUGGUCUCUCAGCUUCUGGCCAAGGCCCGAAUCCAGCGUUGGCGCAAGGCGGACAUCGGCACCGGGGUGGCUGCUUGAAGCAGUGGUCAUCCCUCCUCGGUUUCGAUACGUUCUUCGCAACCGCGCGGGAUGGUCUCCGAGACGGCCCCCGUGCCGCACGACCGAGAAACCCUUUCUCACGCGGCAUCGUUACCAAUUGCCGGGACUUUUGGUGCGAUCCGGCGCCAUACUUUGGCAAACGGGAACCUGGCUCUGCCAUGCUGGGCGGCGAAAUUGUCAACUAUAACCGGAUGUAUGAGACCCCGUCACGGAUGUAUAGUAGCGGCGAUUACCGUAGCGUGGCAUACGAUGAAGCGGCAGACAUCGUUUAG
This is a messenger RNA of Aspergillus nidulans FGSC A4, 2223 nucleotides long. RefSeq names its product palmitoyltransferase akr1. The coding region runs from base 10 to 2223 and encodes 737 amino acids. The record is from RefSeq and is a predicted model, not a curated record. Gene Ontology annotation, cellular component: Golgi membrane; early endosome membrane. Lineage: Eukaryota; Fungi; Ascomycota; Eurotiomycetes; Eurotiales; Aspergillaceae. Gene Ontology annotation, molecular function: palmitoyltransferase activity; protein-cysteine S-palmitoyltransferase activity. The transcript has 6 exons.